GACUAGUAAAAGAAUAUAACCUCAGAUGUGAUUGUUUUGUUUUUUGUUGUAACCAAUAUAGAAACAGACAUGAAACUGUAUAUUUUGGCUGGAAUAAUGGCGAUAUCGUUGGUUUCCCGACAGGCUUGUGGAAGUGGCCAAACAUUUGUUACAAAAACGUUCACUGCCAUAGAACCUACAUUUUCCACAUUACGGACACCUAAAAUGACUACAGGUUGUGGAGACCCACGACACAUCUCUGUCGCCAACAUAAAGCCAAUCGAAUAUACAGAAGGAGUUACUGAUACCGGUGACCGUGCCACUGUGACGGUUAUAUGCAAAGAAGGGUAUUAUUUUGAUCGGCCAGGAACGCAAAUGAGUGAAUUCAAGUUUUUAUGCCUAGAUGGGCACUGGCAUGGUCCUCAUCGAUGCAGGAAAAAGGAUUGCGACGAUUUCUUAACGAAAAUAAAUUCGUCUGGUUUGCAAGCUAUUCGCCAAUAUAAUGUUUCUUGGUACGGCGACGUUGCUUUUAUACAGUGUACUGAGGGUUAUAGAACCAUUGGAUACUCUGAUAACAGCAUCGUAUCAGCUAACUUCACAUGCGAUGAUGAAGGUCAAUGGCGUCAGUUUUUAGGAUGUGAAUUGAAAGACUGUGGAAAACCAGACGUACCUGUGCAUGGUUCUGUUGACAUAAACUAUGGAACAGCGUACAAUGAUACGGCCACAUUUUCCUGCAACUCCGGAUAUACGCUACAAGGUGAUACAACUGUGACUUGCAAGCAAACAAAAAACUGGAACCAUCCUUUUCCCAGUUGCAUAAUCAACGACUGUGGGAACUUAACCGACCCUAGCAAUGGGAGCGUCCACACAGACAAUGGUACAACAUACAAGUCCGAAGCCGUCUACAAGUGUGACCUGGGUUUUACUUUGAAUGGGUCCAGCACGACGCACUGUUUAGCAAACAAGACAUGGAGUUAUCCAAUGCCCAAGUGUAACAUCAAUGACUGCGGAGCUCCUAUACACGUUCAGCAUGGUACCUAUGGAGAACUAAACGGAACAACAUAUCUUUCUGUGACUGUGUAUGCAUGCAUACCCGGGUACACAUUCUAUGGAAACAAUACAAGUCAAUGCUUGGCUAAUGCAUCAUGGAGUUUCGUGAAUGCUAACUGUACGAUUAAAGAGUGUGGGGAAAGGGCUUCUUCAACUAACGCUAACAUCUCCUACCCUAACGGCACGGUGUUCGAGUCAACAGCACAUGUAAGCUGCAUUGACGGAUACCGAAUAAACGGUAGCAUUGGUAACGAUAACGGCACAGAAACAAUUACUUGCACAGAAGAUGGGGAAUGGUCGCAAGCUCAUGGUUGCGACAAGAAAGAUUGUGAAAUGAAAGUAAGCGCACAAAAUGCUGACGUCAUCUACACAAAUGGUACGCUUUUUGAGGACACUGCUGAAAUCAAGUGCAAAAAUGGACAUAGGGUCAAGGGCAGUGAGGAUAAUACAAAGCUGUUUGAAUACAUACAAUGCCAGUCUUCGGGCAUUUGGUCGGGCACUUACGGAUGCGAAAAGAAAAAGUGUUCCGCGAACGAGAAUUCGUCCAAUGCGUCAGUUACGUAUGGGAAUAAUACGCUUUAUGAGGCAAUUGCAAUUGUAAAUUGUGAUGAUGGAUACAGAAUUAUCGGAGACAACGAUAAUAAUAUUGUGUCAGAAGUCAUUCAAUGUCAAGCAACUGGGUCAUGGAAUAGUUCUUACGGCUGCGAAAGAAAAGACUGCAGCAACGAAACACAUGCAGUCAAUGCUCAGGUGGCGUUUGCGCAUGGUACUUUGUUUGAAUCUGUCGCUAAUGUCAGCUGCUUUCCGGGAUACAAGAUAAAUGGAACUGAAGGGAAUGACAACACUACAACCACCAUACAUUGUAUGACAACCGGGACCUGGUCAGGUGCCCCUGUGUGCAUGAGAAAAAAUUGUGGUGGUAACAUAACAACACCUAAUGCUAACGUUGCCUUUGGAGAUACCUACUACAAUGAGAACGCGACAGUUUCCUGUGCUAAAGGAUAUAAAGUCAAUCUGACCUUUGGGAACAAUGUUAUUGAGGAGACAAUUACUUGCCACCUCGAUGGCUAUUGGGCAAACCCGAGCGGUUGUGUAAAGAAAGGUAAUAUUAUUUGUGCUCACGAUCACCAACUAAGGGCUCCACAUUAUUUGUUUUGA
Mya arenaria is the source of this 2187-nucleotide messenger RNA. Its product is annotated as sushi, von Willebrand factor type A, EGF and pentraxin domain-containing protein 1-like. Lineage: Eukaryota; Metazoa; Mollusca; Bivalvia; Myida; Myidae. Bases 70 to 2187 code for a protein of 705 amino acids. The transcript is spliced from 11 exons. The record is from RefSeq and is a predicted model, not a curated record.